AUGUCAUCUGUGAGUGUUGCUGAACAACUCGAGGAAGCUGUUUCACCUGUGAAGAAUCUGGAGCAGAACAAGAGUGUUGGGCUGUCGAUGACUCCUCUAAAGCGUAGGUUUUCUGAGGAUGAGAACGAAGAAGUGGUAGCGAAAAAGAUUCGUACAUCUGAUGGUGAGCAAAUAUCUGUUCCUGAGACCACGACCGGAGAUGCUGAAGAGGAAAUGGAGAAGGGGGAGGACAUUGACGCGGAAUUGGUCGUGGCAACGGACGAGGAUGAAAAGGCUACCGAUGACGACGCUAAGGAAAGUGAGCAAGAACAACCAGUUGUAGAUGUCGUAUUGGAUAAAGAAGACGCUGGUGGUGAUGAUGAAGGCAAAGGUGAUGGUGAGAAGGAGGAAGAGUCUACGAUUCUGGAUGUCGAGACCUGA
Messenger RNA from Angiostrongylus costaricensis, 420 nucleotides. NCBI's taxonomy places the organism in Eukaryota, Metazoa, Nematoda, Chromadorea, Rhabditida, Metastrongylidae. The record is from the annotation of a GenBank genome assembly.